Messenger RNA from Lathyrus sativus (Indian pea), 792 nucleotides. The record is from the annotation of a GenBank genome assembly. Lineage: Eukaryota; Viridiplantae; Streptophyta; Magnoliopsida; Fabales; Fabaceae.
AUGUCUAUGUUUUCGAACUUCAUGUUCCCACCACCACCUUCUAUAUUUGUCACAACCAUGUCAAUCAUAAGCUUAAUUGCACUUGCAAAUUAUGGUAUUUCUGAAAUUAGAGGAAAGCAUUUAAACUAUUCUAAAUUCUGGAAUGCAAAUAACAAUAGUGGAAAGCAAAUUAAGUUUUCAAGUAAGGUUGGUAUGUUGUUGCUAUAUACUCCUGCUUUUUUAGCUGCUGCGGCGUCGUUUUGGGUGUUUCCUGAUGAAGGUUUAAGAUCUACAGUUCUUCAUUCUGCUUUGACUCUUCACUACUUCAAGAGGGUCUUUGAGUCUCUUUUUGUUCACAAAUAUAGUGCUUCCAUGCUUCUUGAUUCAGCAAUCCCCAUCACUCUAAGUUACUUCAUGUCAACCGUAACAAUUAUCUACACUCAACACCUCACAAAAGAGCUUCAAGAGCCAUCAAUUAAUUUAACAUACCCAGGAAUUUUGCUUUUUCUAAUAGGCAUUAUUGGUAACUUCUAUCAUCAUUUUCUUCUAUCCAAAUUAAGAGGAAAAGGUGAAAAGGAAUACAAAAUUCCAAAAGGUGGCUUAUUUGGGAUUGUGAUAUGUCCACAUUAUCUUUUUGAGAUUAUUGAUUUUUAUGGUGUGUUUUUUAUUUCUCAAACGUUGUGUUCUUUGUGUUUUGCAAUUGGUACUACUUUUUAUUUGUUGGGGAGGAGUUAUGCUACUAGGAAUUGGUAUCUUUCUAAGUUUGAAGAUUUUCCUAAGAGUGUUAAGGCUGUAAUUCCAUUUGUGUUUUAA